Nicrophorus vespilloides is the source of this 1384-nucleotide messenger RNA. RefSeq lists its product as uncharacterized. Lineage: Eukaryota; Metazoa; Arthropoda; Insecta; Coleoptera; Silphidae. The record is from RefSeq and is a predicted model, not a curated record. The coding region runs from base 228 to 1265 and encodes 345 amino acids. The transcript is spliced from 2 exons.
AAAUUAUUCUUUUUAGGUACACGAUUUUAAAGAAAGUAAAAACCUUAGUCGCGCGAAUCACAACAACCUUAAUUACAACUCUGUCAACAACUUACUAAUGUUUUGAUUUGUAUACAUUUUUUUUUCACUUACGCAUUUUGUGUUGGUUCGUAGCAUACCAUGAAAAACUUUAAUUAAAAUAUUAAAUUGUAUGAUUGUUAGUAACUUAAAAGCUAAGCAAAAGGUGGAUGGCUGUUACUUGUUGCGUCCAAGGCUGUAAGACUAAAAGCGGCGAUAAUAUAGUGAUGAGAAAAUUUCCUCCAGUCGAUUCUCCAUUGUUCAAGCAAUGGAAAAUUACUAUGAAGAAUAAGUCAUUGAAACAUAAGGAUAAUCAAUAUAUGUUGAAAACACAGUAUGUUUGUAAUCUUCAUUACACUGAAAUAUACAGAAAAAAACCUAUCUUUGUUCUUUACGAUUGUCCACUGUCGACGAAAAAUAUUUUGAAAGUAGUAAAGGUUAAACAAGUUGAUGAUAGUAACUGCAUUGUUUGUGAAAAUGUUCAAAAUUUAAAUCACUCUUAUUGUAAAACAGAAGAAGUUAAGUCUGAAGAAAUGAGUAUCACUGUUGACAGUGAUAGAGCUUAUGAUAACAAUAUUAUUAAAUUAGAUCACUGCUAUUAUAAAACAGUACAAGUUGAAUCUGAAGAAUUGAGUAUUGUUUCCGACAGAGCUGUUGAUAACACUAUUAUUACUUUUGAUGACUCCUUUUGUGAAACAGUAGAAGUAGAAACUGAAGAAAUGAGUAUUGUUUCCGACAGAGCUAUUGAUAACAAUAUAAUUACUUUUGAUGACUCCUUUUGUGAAACAGUAGAAGUUGAAAGUGUUGUUGUCGAUAGUGUGAAAACAUUAGAAGAAAUAAGUGAUGAUAAAUUGAAUGUUGAUUUAAAAAAUAAUAAACAAAUGCAGACUUCUGGAGGAAAAAUAAGCAGAAGGGAAAUGCUAAGACAAAUUCGUGAUUUACAAGAUAGAAAUAAGAAACUUAAAACAGAAUGUAGAGGAUUUCUAAAAUUUAGAAAAAUGAAUAAAGAAAUUCAAAAUUUUUUAACAAGUCAACUAUACAAUGUCGACAUGAAUGAGGGAGAAUACUAUAGGUUAGAAGAUAAGGUACUUGCGCUUCGUAUAUAUAAGGAAAGUAAGAAAUGCUAUAGAUACUUAUCAAAUAUUUUUAAGUUACCAUCGGAAUCAACACUUAUGAGUUUUGUUAGUGAAAAUUUGAAACAUCUUUAAACCCUUAAAUAACAAUACAAUUGGGGCGGCCGUAGCCGUGUGGCUAUGGUCGCCUGUAUCACAAAAAUCUGAUACGAAAGUCGUUGGUUCAAUUCCGAAAAUCAACAAAAAUUUGUGGU